Messenger RNA from Triticum dicoccoides, 1248 nucleotides. RefSeq lists its product as uncharacterized. The transcript is spliced from 5 exons. The record is from RefSeq and is a predicted model, not a curated record. Bases 1 to 1248 code for a protein of 415 amino acids. Lineage: Eukaryota; Viridiplantae; Streptophyta; Magnoliopsida; Poales; Poaceae.
AUGGCUCCGCCGGCGUGGGUCAUCCUGGGCGCCGUCCCGCGCGUGUCGGAGCAGCAGGACGCGGACCUCUCCCUCGACCUCGCCGCGCCGCCGCGCGUCUCUGCCCUCACCGUGCCCCCGCGCGUGUCCCCCGUCCAGGCCGACCCCACCAGCGGCGCCUGCCCCUGGGUUGUCACCGCGGACCCUGCCUCCGGCCUCCUCCUCCUCUGCGCCCCGCCGCCCCCUCCCGCUCCCACUCCACCUCUCCCGCCGGCCUACCGCAACGGGAGGCUCGUCCUCAACAUCACCGACAUCGAGCGCCGGCCGCCUGCCUACUUCGUCUGCGACGUCGCCUCCGCCACCGCCUUCCGCCUCCCGCAACCCGGCCGCGACCCGAGGGGGCUAGGUUCGGAGAUCAAUGCGCUGAACCUCGGCGUCGUCGCUGCCCCAGGAGCCGGAGGUGGUGCGCUGCGCUACAUGGUCGUCGAGUUCCGCUACAUGUUCGCAGACAAGCACGCCACGCUCCUCUGCUUCUCGUCCGACACCGGCGAGUGGGUGUGGAAGCCGGUGCACAACCCCCUGGGGCACUGGAUUUGGGGCAGAGACGGCGUCGUCGCCCACGAUGGCAAACUCUGGUGGGUGGAUCUCGCCGGGGGGCUCAUCUUCUGCGACCCUUUCGCGGAUGCGCCGGUGCUGGACAUCGUCCCGCUCCCAGAAAGCGACUGCUAUCUGCCUGGUGCCUCGUGCGCCCACUGCGCCGGGAGACCGGCGGCCUACCGCCGGUUCGUGCAGGUGAGCGCUGGCAAGUUCCGGUGCGUGGAGUGGAGCUCUCGCAGCGACGACGAGGCACCCAUGACGGUCAGCAUGUGGACGCUGAAUGAUCCGGAGUCCAAGGAGUGGGUUCUCAAGUACUAUAAGGUGAGCUUUCAGGAGAUCUGGGCCGACGACAGCUACAAGGCUGCCGGCCGGACGGAGAAGAACCCCACGUUCGCGCUCGUCCACCCCAUGAAUCCGGAAGUGCUCUACUUCUUCCUGGAGGAGCACCUCUUCGGCGUGGACCUGCGCGCCAAGAGGGUUGUGGAGUGCGGCGUGUACGAGAUGGUGGUGCCACCGUCAGGGAAGCCCCCCAACUGUUUCUCCGUCCGCGCAUUGGAGCUGCCGAUCGCGCUUUCCGCAGGUUCGUAUUCUGAUGUUGGCAGUGGUCCCAACGGCGAAGAGGACGUCAUUUCUUUCCCGGGAGGAAUCGCUGAGUCUGCAGAUCGAGUUUGA